Messenger RNA from Myotis myotis, 1349 nucleotides. RefSeq names its product CCAAT enhancer binding protein delta (gene CEBPD). The transcript has a single exon. Gene Ontology annotation, molecular function: DNA-binding transcription factor activity, RNA polymerase II-specific; RNA polymerase II cis-regulatory region sequence-specific DNA binding. Lineage: Eukaryota; Metazoa; Chordata; Mammalia; Chiroptera; Vespertilionidae. Gene Ontology annotation, biological process: regulation of transcription by RNA polymerase II; DNA-templated transcription; regulation of cell differentiation. Bases 194 to 979 code for a protein of 261 amino acids. The record is from RefSeq and is a predicted model, not a curated record.
GCGAAGGUUCAAGGGGCGGCUCCGGGGGUGGCUCCCCGGCCGCCGCCCGCCGCUCCCCGCCCCGCGCCCCCGGGCGCCCCGCGGCCUGGAGCCGGGGCGGGGCCUGCGCGUCCGCGCGGCUAGAAAAGGCGGCGGCCGGCCCCCGGGUGACAGCCGCGCUCGCGCUCGCCCUCGGAGCCCAGCCGACGCCGCCAUGAGCGCCGCCCUCUUCAGCCUGGACGGCCCGGCGCGCGGCGCGCCCUGGCCCGCGGAGCCGGCGCCCUUCUACGAGCCGGGCCGGACCUGCAAGCCCGCCCGCGCCAGCGAGCCCGGCGCCGCGGCCCCCGCCAUGUACGACGACGAGAGCGCCAUCGACUUCAGCGCCUACAUCGACUCCAUGGCCGCCGUGCCCACCCUGGAGCUGUGCCACGACGAGCUCUUCGCCGACCUCUUCAACAGCAACCACAAGGCGGGCGCGGCGGGCGCCCCGGAGCCGCCGCCCGGCCACCCCGCGCGCCCCGCCGGCCCGGGCCCCGCCGCCCCGCGGCCGCUCAAGCGCGAGCCCGACUGGGGCGACGGCGACGCGGGCUCGCUGCUGCCCGCGCAGGUGGCCGUCUGCGCGCAGACCGUGGUGAGCCUGGCGGCCGCCGCGCAGCCCACGCCCCCCACGUCGCCCGAGCCGCCGCGGGGCAGCCCGGGGCCCAGUCCCGCGCCCGGCCCGGCCCGGGAGAAGGGCGCCGGCAAGCGGGGCCCGGACCGCGGCAGCCCCGAGUACCGGCAGCGGCGCGAGCGCAACAACAUCGCGGUGCGCAAGAGCCGCGACAAGGCCAAGCGGCGCAACCAGGAGAUGCAGCAGAAGCUGGUGGAGCUGUCGGCCGAGAACGAGAAGCUGCACCAGCGCGUGGAGCAGCUCACGCGGGACCUGGCCGGCCUCCGGCAGUUCUUCAAGCAGCUGCCCGGCUCGUCCUUCCUGCCGGCCGGGGCCGCCGACGGCCGGUGACGCGUGGCCGGCGGGGGCGCGGGGAGACGCCGGGACACCUCAGACCCGCCGCGCGGAGCCCAGCGCGCCCUGCCCGCCGCAGCCGGCGCCGCCGUUUCGGGGACGCGAGGGGAAGGGAGCCGCGGCCUGGACUUGCCACCACUGACCCUGGAGAGAAGCUGUACUUGUUUAUUUUCCCUUAAGUUAUUUUUAUAUGGUAGCUUUUUCUACAUCUUUCUCCUGUUGAUGCAGCUAAGGUACUUUUUUAAGAAAACAAAAAGACUUUAAAGACAGUCCUUUGCGUUGUAGCUAAGAGGAAAAGACUGAGCACGCUCACUUUUUUAUAUUAAUUUUUACAGUAUGGUAAGAAUAAAGAAGUAUUUGAAACCGC